GUGAGAGAGGAAGCUAUUACUUUGAAAGAUAAUAUGCAGGGAAUGUUGAUAAAGGAAGAGAUCGAAAUUACGAAUUGCAGCAAAGAGCGACACGCCGUUCUCGAGGAAUACAGGGAGCGCGUGUUAGAGCGAAAGACGGAACUGGAGCGUUUGGAGAAGAUGAUAUUCCAUUCGCGUCCACGGGAUGAUUUCGACUCGCGUGGGAAAAGCUACGGUGCGCAAGGUACGGAGGAGACGAGCAAGGACGAAGUGACACGGUUGGAAGAGACGUUCGCCAAACUUCGCAGCGCGACCGGAGUGUCCAGGACCGAGGACGUUCUGAACCGGUUUCUGGGUCAGCGGGCGACCAAGGAUAAUCUGCAGAAAAUGCGGGUGGCCACGGAGCAAGAGAAAAUGAAGUUAGAAAAGCAAAGGCAACGGCUCGUGAACGAGAUGGAAACGAGAAAAUUCUCCGAGACGAGGAACGCGGAACAAAACGCGGAAGAGAUGGAAAAACUGAAUUGUCAGAUCGGCGAGCAACGAUCGCGCCAAUUAAAGGCAGAUACCGAGAAACGAAGAGUGGAAGAUCUGCUGCAAGAAAUAACUAUGACGUUAUGGAAUGUGUGCAACAAAUUUCGAGAUAUAAUCGAUACAUUGCCUGAAGAAUCAAAGAAAAUUGAAAAUCCUUUGCAACUUAUAAAUUUAAUAAAUGAAAAAGCAACGAGUAUUAUUGAAUCUUUAGGAGGACCGGAUAAGUAUUUAGAAAUAUUGGAUGAAAUAUCAAUUGAUAAGUUGGAAACAACAUCGAUUACAACUACCUCGGUAGAAGGAAAAGCAACGCGUACGAACGAAGGACCACUUUUUCCACGAUUUCCAUCCUCAACAACUCCGGCGACAUUGCUUUCCGAAGAUGAAGAAGAUAUACCAACUAGAAAUAAUCUUAAAAAACAGGCACAACAAUUGGUCGAUAUUAAAAGUCGUCGAAAAGGAUUUACAUUUAAAAGAUAAAUUUUCUUACAAAAAAUUAAUCUCAUUUUAUACAAAUAAUAUAAUUUCCUUCAUACAUAUACAUAUAUAUUAGAUCCGAAAAAACUAUUCAAACUGUAUAAUAUAUUACUAAGCAUUUAGAAUGAGUAAACAUAUCAACUAGUAAGCAUGUAAGCAUCUAAGUUUUAUUUGCUGAUAAAGUAAAUUAUUGCAUUGCUGAGACAUCUACUGCAUACUUUAGAUUAGGAAUUGUAUACAACCUCGUUUGUGGUCACGCGCCGAAAGCAAGUAUAGACAAAUAGAACAAAUAGUGAACAAAGUGAAAAAAAGAUAGGGUUAAAGUAAAAAUUGAGGAAUCAACGCCAUCUCUGGAGUAUCGCAAACGAAACAAAUAUAGAUAAAGAAAAAAAAUAAGUAAAAGAAAGAUAGAAAUAAUUUGAGAAUUGAUUAUCAGCACCAUCUUUUGAGUAAAAAAAAUAUUUCAAAAUAGGAUAAAGUAGAGUAAAAAAUAAAAAUCAUUCAAAAGAUGCCGCUAAUCCUCAAUUUUUAUUUCAUUUUAUUAGAAACAUUUUUCUAAAAACAUAAGAAAUAAAAAUGUAUUGAUAUAUAUACAAUAAAAAUUUGUUUUGUAUCUUUU
This is a messenger RNA of Apis cerana (Asiatic honeybee), 1603 nucleotides long. RefSeq lists its product as uncharacterized. Gene Ontology annotation, cellular component: cilium; ciliary basal body; ciliary tip. Gene Ontology annotation, biological process: outer dynein arm assembly; cilium movement. The record is from RefSeq and is a predicted model, not a curated record. Lineage: Eukaryota; Metazoa; Arthropoda; Insecta; Hymenoptera; Apidae.